This is a messenger RNA of Alnus glutinosa, 1386 nucleotides long. RefSeq lists its product as uncharacterized. The record is from RefSeq and is a predicted model, not a curated record. Bases 27 to 884 code for a protein of 285 amino acids. NCBI's taxonomy places the organism in Eukaryota, Viridiplantae, Streptophyta, Magnoliopsida, Fagales, Betulaceae. The transcript is spliced from 3 exons.
CUGAAAAACUUGCAAUUUCGCAGAGAAUGGGUCUCUCUUUAUUUCGCCGGGCCCAAAUGUUUUUUUCGUCAGACUCCGAUGACGAUUUGCUUAUGAUAAUGACAAUACUUGCGAUGCAGCAAAGACCGAGAAGGCAGAGAGGAUCAACAUCACGUCGUCGUCGUUCUAUUCAACGUCGUCUUGAAUUCAACUCAUCAAACAAGUUCAACAUCGACCAGAUCCAAUGCAGCAAUCAAGAUUCCAAAAUAAAAGACGAUUUGGAAGAGAGUGGUUGCUCUGCAUGCGAUGAUACAGAUGGAGAAUCCGGGCCUCGUCGGAAGCUGCCGAGGGCUCAGAGGAAGAGGCUUCGCAAGAAGAAGCUCAAGGAGGACGCGUUCCGCCGCGGAAAUAUUGCUGGGCCGUUGUUACCUUCAACAAGUGAAAGUGAAGCUGGUGACUGUGGCGGUGGAGGUCGUGAUGUUGAGACAGAACCUCCAGGUGUUCGUCGUAAUGCCGCUGAGAAGGGAGUUGAUGCUACAGUUGACAACUAUGGUGAAGGCAAGAAGAAGCUCAAGGAGGAUGCAUCCCGCCGAGGAAAUAUUAUUGGGCCGUUGUUACCUUCAACAAGUGAAAGCGAAGCUGGUUACUGUGGCGGUGGAGGUGGUGAUGUUGAGACAGAACCUCCAGAUAGUCGACGUAAUACCGCUGAGAAGAAAGUUGAUGCUACAGCUGACAACUCAGGAGAGGAGGCUGCUUCUGCUAACCAAACAAAACUGAAGCACAGAAGGAUGGCUAAAAGGCUGGCAAAGGAAAGAUUGAAGUCAUCUAAUAUGGAGAAUUGCAAUCAAAAUGACCAGCCUUGUGCUGAGGACGUGGGUUCACCUGAAAUCGUGUUGCCGUGGUGAAAUCUGCACAGGGUGAAGCCAUAGAGCCGCAGAUACCCAAUGGAACGGCCAGUGCAGGUUUUUGAUGAAUACCAUGGAAUGUUGAAUGGUUGAAAUGACAGAGACACUGCCGAAAGUCCUUGUUUAUUUUGAUGCUUCUUUUGAUGUAAAAUGACGAACAUUUAUUUUGAUUCCUCUGAUAUAUUACUUAUAGAGAAGUGUUUGGUGGACAACAUUUGCACAACAAGAUUCAUUAGCGGGACUAGUGAGUACAUGCAUGAAUUCUACUGGUGAGUCUUGUUAUGUAAAUAACAAGAUUCAUUAGCGGGACUCGUGAGUACAUGCAUGAAUUCUAUCGGUGAGUCUUGUUAUGUAAAUAACAAGAUUCAUUAGCGGGACUCGUGAGUAUAUGCAUGAAUUCUACCGGUGAGUCUUGUUAUGUAAAUAUUGUGCAACAAAGUGAUGUAAAAAUCUUUUUCCUAACUUGUAUUAGCAUUCAGCUCCCUGGGCAUGGGCAUAAAGA